Messenger RNA from Ostreobium quekettii, 2133 nucleotides. The record is from the annotation of a GenBank genome assembly. Lineage: Eukaryota; Viridiplantae; Chlorophyta; Ulvophyceae; Bryopsidales; Ostreobiaceae.
AUGUCUCCUAAGAUGUCCCUCUCAGGCCAACCGACGCUCAUUAGGACGCACAAUCAGGCUGCGAGAAGCCCAGGCUCACCGAGCGUCAACUGUCCCGCACUGGCCAAAGCAGGGAUCCCCACCGUCGCGAUUUACAGCGAUGCGGACAGCGCGUCGCGCCACGUGCUGCUCUCCGACGAGGCCGUGCGCGUGGGCCCCACGCCGCCGUCGCAGAGCUACCUGAACGCGGAAGCCAUCCUGGACGCCGCCCGCGCCACCGGCGCCACCGCCAUCCACCCCGGCUACGGCUUCCUGUCCGAGAACCACGCCUUCGCGGGCGCCUGCCGGGAGCGGGGUAUCGCGUUCGUGGGGCCACCGGCGGAGGCCAUACGGCUUAUGGGAGACAAGGCGGAGUCCAAGAAGUUGAUGAGGGCAGCGGGCGUGCCUGUGGUGCCAGGAUAUGAGGGGAAUGAGCAAUCUGCUGACGGCCUUGAGGAGGCUGCUGCCAAAAUUGGUUUCCCGCUGUUGGUGAAGGCAGUCAUGGGGGGUGGAGGGAAGGGCAUGAAACUGGUCAGCCAUCAGAGUGAGUUCAAGGAUGCAUUGACGUCUGCCCAAAGAGAGGCUAGGGAGGCCUUUGGGGAUGAACGUGUCAUCCUGGAGCGCUUCAUCACCAGUCCCAGGCACAUUGAAGUGCAGGUGUUCUGCGACGCUCAUGGCAAUGCAGUGCACUUGUUUGAGCGUGACUGCAGUAUCCAACGCCGCCACCAAAAAGUUCUGGAGGAGGCACCAGCCACGAACAUCUCUGAGAAGGUGCGGGCGACGCUGGGCCAGACGGCGGUGCAGGCUGCACAGGCGGUGGGCUACGUCAAUGCUGGCACCGUUGAGUUCAUCAUGGACAAGGCCACGCAAGAGUUCUAUUUCAUGGAGAUGAACACGAGGUUGCAGGUGGAGCAUCCUGUCACUGAGUGGCUCUGCGGAAUAGACUUGGUGGAGUGGCAGCUGCGGGCGGCGGCCGGUGAGAGCCUGCCUGCAAGUCAGGAGGACAUCCAGGCGAAGGGCCACAUGAUUGAGGCGCGCCUGUACGCAGAGGUCCCCCACCAAGAGUUCCUGCCAGGCACGGGCCGGGUAUUGCGAUGGCGAUUGCCCCCUGAUGCCAUCCAGUACGCCAUCCCGUCGGGGCCCAGCGGCGUCCGUGUGGACAGCGGGAUUCAGGAGGGCGACGAAGUGGGCGUCAACUACGACCCGCUCAUUGCAAAAGUCAUCGCUGGUGGGGAGACCCGACCCGACGCAUGCAGCACCCUCUGCAAGGCCCUUGAAGAGCUGCAGGUCUGCGGUCUUCCGACCAAUCUAGCUUUCCUACAACGCGCCCUGGGCCAUAGGGAGUUCGCGGAUGGGAAUCUGGACACAGGUUUCAUAGACAGACACAAGGAAGAAUUGCUGGCGCCAAGGCGACACCCACCCAAGAUGCUCGCGCUCGCUGCCGUCGCCAGGCACAAAUUGGCCUCGGCGCUCAACUCCCUUUCCUCACCCGCCCUCCAUCCCUGGGACACGCCAGACUACCGCCGCUUGAACCACAUCGAAGAGCAGGCGUUCGGCUUCAAGGUGCCGGGAGGGGGCGAGGAGACAGUCCGGAUAAAAUUCGUGUCCGAAAAUGUGUACGAGGCCAGGGUCGACCCCCCGUCUGGAUCGCCACUCGUUGUGACAGAGGCCUCUCUUGACUCGGACGGCAGAUUCACCGCCAAGGUGGGCUCUGUGCCCGUGGCUGCUGACGUCUUUUCCUUCACCAAAUCUCGGAAAGAGGUCAUGCACGUGUGGUCCGAAAUUGGCAACGCCGAUUUGGAGUGGGACCGCCCUGGGCAUAGAGCGGAAGCAGGAGGCGUCUCUGAAGUUGGAACGGGCCAAAUUCUCGCUCCCAUGCCCGGAAAAAUCGUCAAGGUGCCAGUAGAAGCUGGCCAAAAGGUGGAGGCAGGCCAGGCGCUGGUAGUGCUGGAGGCCAUGAAGAUGAACCACACAAUGCACGCUCCCGCGCCCGGCGUGGUGGGGCCCGUGCUCGUGCGCCCAGGCAGACAAGUCGAGGAGGGGCAGGUGCUACUGAGCAUUCUGGCGGCGAACGAGGGCAGCGAGGAGGAGGGGGCCAGGGAUGAGGCAGCCUAG